Messenger RNA from Ooceraea biroi (clonal raider ant), 3753 nucleotides. Its product is annotated as protein bunched, class 2/F/G isoform. Gene Ontology annotation, cellular component: nucleus; cytosol. The record is from RefSeq and is a predicted model, not a curated record. Gene Ontology annotation, biological process: negative regulation of apoptotic process; regulation of transcription by RNA polymerase II; positive regulation of cell population proliferation. Lineage: Eukaryota; Metazoa; Arthropoda; Insecta; Hymenoptera; Formicidae.
CACAUUCACUUGCUAUUCGUGCCGUGUGGCGGACGGUCUAGCUACAAUUCGUGGCAAUUGUGCAAAUGAAUCGGCAGCCAUUUUUAAACUGCCUACUUAUACAGAGCAUAAAAAGAACAUGGAUAAUAGAGCUUGCGUUUCGAGAUAGCAAUUGCGAGCGAAUGAGAUUAAAUAGGGCGUGAUUAUUGGUGAAGGAGCGAGGCCAGGACGACCGGAGUGGAGGAACAACGUGACGACGGAACGAUCGUCGGCGAGUGGCGAAGGCAGGCAGGCAGGCGGCGGACGAGCAGACGGGCAGGCAGGCAGCGGCGAGAGCGAAACUCGUUAUUUCGCGAGUGCGAACGAACGAACGAGCGAGUGGACGGACGGUGCUCGAGCGAACGCACUUGUUCCCCGUGAAAAUUCAUAUAACGGUGAAUUGUCAACAUCGAACAGGACUCGGAAUAUGCCUCUGAGUCACGAUCUCCUGUUCGCAGUACAGGUGAGAACGCGUGGCGCGUGCGAUCGUGAUCGGUCGUGUUGAGAUCGAACUUGGCGAGAGGAAGAGAGACAGGGAAGCAGAGAGCGAGCAAGAGAGAGAGAGAAAGACGCAUACACACAUCGUGCGCGCGGUAAAAUUUCCGGUAUAAAUCGUGGCAGUGGAGAAAAAUCGCGGCGAAAAAUCGAGAACGUGUUCGGCACAACGUGGGAACAACAACGAUGUCGGUUCUAACAUGCGAGAGGACGGAUGCAACGAUCGUGUCUCUCGACUGUUAAGUUAUCAUAAUAAUGGCAGAUAAUGUGCACAGAAAAUCGCACAAGCUAUCGGAUGGUAGUAGGAAAAUAUCGAAUCCAGUGCACCGUACGACAACAGAGACGAUCCGUCUAGGAGAGAUAGACAAGCUGCACCAGCCGGUUACCCUGAUCACGCCGAGUCACGUGCAAGCGGCGAACAAUAGCCAGUGCAAUCGGAAGAAAACAUCGUCGUUCCAGAUCACGAGCGUUACCGUAGGCUGCCGCAUGAGCAAUGACGCCGGGGAGGAUUCCAACGACGACCUGGACGAGUCGCACACGGAGGACAAUUCCGUGGAGCACUCGCGCAUCACCGACAUCGACAUCGAGACCCCAAGUUACUCGGAGGACACGUUCUCCAAGGAGGAUGUGUUCUUCAACACGAGUAACGCGGCUCUCAGCACGGCCCCGGUGAUUCCUACCAGCUCGCAAUACGGUCUGGCGAUCGUGCCCUCGGAGGGUGGCAAUGUUAGUAAUUCGGUAAACGAUAGCAAUAUCAACACGUUGGACAUUACGUCCGUCACCGACAACAAUAUAAUCAACUUGUUGUCGAGUAACGUGAAGCAAGAUGCUGACCUGCGGGAAGUCCACUCGCACGGCAGGAACGAGAGAUUCAAGGUCGUGAAAAUCGAGAGCACCGAGCCGUUCAAGCGUGGGCGGUGGACUUGUAUGGAUUAUCUGGAUCACACGUCCGUCAAUCAACCGACCGCCAUCGGGACUCCGAAAGUGUCCGAUCCUAACGAGGUGUGCAUAUCUUACGGAGUGACUGAUAGCGGGAUCGUUAUACCGGAAGCUGCGAAACAGUCCGUAGUGCCCGACGAUAAAGGGAUCAGUAUCGACGCGAACGGUCCAGUAUCGUCUCACCCGGAUGCGGUGCACUCUACGAUCGCAGUGUCGAGUAAUCCCGCGCAGUCGGUUCCGAGUGCGAAUUACGCGGUAAACAAUUCGAUACCCCCCAAUGUACAGCAUAAUCCCACUCAAGUUCAAACCCAAGGUAAAGUGCAGCAGCAGCCACCGCCGGCGCAGCAAAUCCCGCAAUACUUUCAGUCGCAGACCCAACCGAUAGCCACCCAGCAGCAGCCGCCGCCGCAGGGAAGCCAGGGAUCCACGUUACCGUCGAAUUUACAGACGACGCAUCCUAACAGCCUGGGUCAGCCCCAGAGCAUGCCCCAGGGUUCGAUUCCUAUCAUAACACAGACUGCUAGUAGCACAGUGACCCCUCAACAGAGCAUACCUCACUCCAAGGAGGAAACAUACGUAACGGUGAGCACGCAGAAUCAAUCCCUGCCAGUUCAGAAUGUCUGUCAGCCGACGGUGCAGCAGACCUCGGUGCCGACUUCCCAGGCGCCGAACAUCCUCGUCACGCAGCACCAGUCAGACGCAGCUACGAUGCAGACGCAGAAACCGCAGAUGCCCCAAAUUUCCGAGCCACUAACUGCCAUACAGGGGAUGCAAGGCAUGCAGAAUAUCCAUAAGGUUCCUCAGACGACGGGUGCGCCGCAACAGGCAUCGUCGACGAUCCAUCCCUCCGGAGCACCAGUGCAGUCGCAAGUAAUCGCACCCACGACGCAGCAGAUGCAGCCGCAAACCUCCACCAGCACCGCCCCGGUGCAGAUCACCCAGGUGACUGCCGGUUGCCAGAACGUCGUCGGCGGACUGCAACAGGGAAACAUUGCGUUUCAUCAAUCGGAUCCGGAGCAAGAAUCUAUCCCCGGUAUCGUUGCUAACGCCACUAAUGCUCAGUCAGCUGACGCGACCCUUCUAGAAUCACUAGCGGAAGUUACGCAGAGCAGCGACGAGCAUCGUGCUCUCGAGGACAAUGAAGAAAGUAUGUCGGGAACAAGUGCUGUGGCGAUUGAUAACAAAAUCGAGCAAGCUAUGGAUCUGGUUAAGAGCCAUUUAAUGUUCGCGGUACGAGAAGAGGUCGAGGUACUGAAAGAAAAGAUAGCCGAGCUUAUGGAUCGUAUCAACCAAUUGGAAGCAGAAAAUUCAAUAUUAAAAGCACACGCAACUCCAGAAACUCUGGCUCAAUUGAAUCAAUCGACAGCAAAAUUACCCCAAAAUAGUUCAGGAAGUGGUCAAUAGGUAACCAUUGUACAUAAGUUUCUAUCGAUACUUUGUCAAGUAAAUAAUGGACAAUUAUUGUAUAUAACUUUACGAUUUUUAGAAAUUUAUAAAUAUAAUGAGAUUUAUUAUAUUAUAUAAAUAUAUAUUAGUAUUAGACAUUUUUUUAAGUAAAUUAAAGAUAAUGGAUUAUUUUUUACUACUUCAGUUUAGAAAAUAUAUUUAAAUCUUUACAUUUGUUUUUUUUUCUUUUCUUUCAAAAUGAAUGAUCAUUUUGAACAUGUAUAUUGUUAUGAUUUUAGACAAAAACUGAAACAUAUACGAGUGCAUGCCAAGACUAAACAGCGCUAGUGACAGAGUUGACAUUAUUUUACAUUAGAAACGCGAUUUUCAAUAUGUUAAAAAAAAGUAACAGUACGGCAGGAUAGGCAGCUUGACAUUCCUAGAUUACGUUUCCUAUUGUUUUAACGUGUUUAGCGCUAAUUUAAAUUAUAAAUUCAAUCAAAUAAUCGUAUAAGAGUGUAAUUGGCAAGACGAACAAAGAUUAAUGUUUAACGACAUUUCUCAAAUAUUGCUUAUGUUACACACAUGGUAUUUUAAUUUUUAAUCAUUUUUCAGCCCCUAUGUUGACUGAAAUAAAUAUUGAUGGUAAAUUUUGCUAAUGUUUGUCACUUUGAAAUAUCAAAUCUCAUGUUUUAUAAUCCGAUAUUCGUGUUAUAGUCUGGUUUUUAAAGUUAUAUACAUAUAUAUACACACACACAUAUAUAUAUAUAUAUAUAUAUAUAUAUAUAUAUAUUGUAAUCAUCAAACAAACCGAUAUCCAAGAAAAUUUACUAUUAGUGUUUAAAAAAACCUGCAAUUUCCUGUCAUCUCUCAUCUUAUGUUACAUUUUAAACAUGCCUAAUAAAAAAUUUUUAA